UCCAAGAUGGCGGACCAUGAAAGCCUUUCAAGACGAAAGCUAUUUUUCAAUUUUAAACACGAAGCGUAGUUGUAAAAUAGAACAAUAGGAAUGAUACUCUAGCUGAUUUCUUUGCAAAAUGGAGUCAGUCACGGAACAAAUGACCAAGACAGAUUUAGGUUACGAAAUACCUACUUGGGACAACUGGUCUCCCCUCGCAAAAUUUUAUCACCCUUUACAAGCUGGCAGCAUUGAUGGAACUGACACAGUGCCACAUGAUAAGGCAGUAAUGCGUGCGAUGCUUGCAAAGUAUAAGCCAAACAAAAGAGUAACUGGUGAUCCAGACAGCACUUUAUUUGUUGGAAAACUAAGCAAGGACACUAGUCAAGCAACUGUGUACAAGAUAUUUGCAAAAUGUGGAGAGGUGACAAGAUGUAGGCUAGUUAGAGAUGUUGUGACUGGAUUUUCCAAAGGCUAUGCAUUUGUGGAGUACAGAAGUGAGAGAGAUGCUAAUUUGGCCUGGAGGGAACUACAUGGUAAAGAAGUAGAUGGCUGUACCAUAUUAGUAGAAUAUGAAGCUGCAAGAUCUCUUAAAGGCUGGAUCCCAAGACGUCUGGGAGGUGGCUUUGGAGGAAAGAAAGAAUCUGGACAACUGAGGUUUGGAGGAAGGGAUCGUCUCUUUAGAAGACCAAUUCCAACACAACAAAUUGGAAACCAACACAAGUUUUUACGGGGUUCGCGAGAUCACGAGGGAAAUCGUGGACCACGUGAAAAUCCCCGUGACACUUAUCGUGAAAGAAACAACGACAACGUUCGUGAGAAUUAUUCCCAACGUGAGCGUGAUCGUGAUCGAGAUGGAUCUCGUGACAAACGGGAACGUGACAAAGAAAGCUCACGAAGCAGUUCUUACUUUCGUGAUCGCGAGGGCGAUACUGAAGGAAAGCAAUACCGUGAGCGUGACAGUAAUAGAUCGCGUGAUCGUUACAAAGACCGUGAACGUUAUGAAGAAAGUGAAAGGUCUCGCGUUAAAGAAAGACAUAGCCACCGCGAAAAACGAAGGGAAAGUUACGAGACUGGUGAUAAAAGGAGAUACGAAGAAGAAGACGGGGAGAUGCGGUAGUGUGUAGUUCAAAGAAGCUUAAUGCAGCUGUCGAGUGAACUAUUUGUUGUCACCGAAAGGUAAGCCUUGCAAUUCUAAGGAUGGCAACAAACCGGUAUUGACCUUUCAAGUAAUGCAAGAAAGGAGAUUCGCUUCUCGAUGAGGCGGAAGAGCCACACAACGUCAAUAAUACUCGAAGUUAUUCUUCCACUUUAAUUAGUUCGUUGCGUUUGUAAAGGAGACAGAGUGAGGAAUGCUUUAGUCUCGCAGAGUUGUUCAUGAUCAUCUUGUGGAUUGACAACACCGAGUUUAUGGUAGAAUGUUGAAAAGUUAUACAAGAAAAAAAGUUGCUGCUUUUGGAAUACUCGACUUACUUUGUUCGGACUCUUAGAGUAGCCUAAGGGUGAUACCCCGAGGUAAAUUAAUUGAGUGUGAACAAGAGAUUAUAAUCUCUUAGUCUUAAAUAAAUUAACAGUUAAAAGGGAACUAAUUUAUUUGUGAUCAGUUCACCGAAGCCUAUUUUGUUUAUCUCGGGGUUGUAUGAUAUUCAACUUCCUUGUUUAUACGAAUGGUCUCAUCUGCUGACGAGAAUCAAACCUGCGAUCAGGCGUUCUUUUUCCGGGGGGAGCGCGAUACUGUAACAGCGCAGAAGGAGGCACCUGGGUGUUACUCCGCCUUCCUACUCUGGCGCAGCAGCACUAUCAUGUUUCCCCCCGGAAAAAGAGUGCCCGGUCGCAGUAUAAUUAGAUGAAGAUCUUUUCCAGUUCCGCGAAUUUUGCUAACUGGCGGAUAUUGCUUGCGACGACUAUUUAUCAUCGAAAAAACGUUUGAGUAAAGCUUAUGGAGCAUUCUUUGGAGAUGAAAAAGUUCGUUCCUGAAUUAUGGUCAAUAUGACCUCUAUGCAGUAGCAUUUAUAUCCUUUCAUCGAAAUGAAAAUUACUUAGCAAACCCGCGCGAAGCAUUUUAAGGAAAAAAAAAAUUCGUUAGUGACCAAUAAUUUUUGGUCAGAGCAAGGGACCUUGUGUUUACCGUCUCUUGAUGAAAAAUGUUUAAACUGGUAUGCACGACUAUUGAAAUAAUGCACGUUUAUAUUUAUUUAUUUAUUUACUUGUCUGAAAAAAGGAAAACUAGGUGACAAAAUCGCAGUAUUAUUUUCCCACUCAAUAACAAUCAAAAUAAAUUGCCAUGCCGUUACACUAUAGAUCAAGUCUCCUCAAAUGAAGAAAUAGUGGGGAACAAAACAACGAGAGAGGAGAGUCAUUGUAAUUUGCAUAAUCAAAGAACGGCCAGUCAUCUAACGUAGCCAGACGUUGGCUUGGUCGUUUUAAAAUGUUCGUGACGCACAUCGUUCAUUAAAAUUAUUAUUUCUGUGCACAGCUGCGUAAAAUUAAGCACUUGUGGGAACCGUGACGAAUUUCCUUUGUGUUCUGUUUUGAGGUCAAUCAAAAUCCUUGCACGAAUAUCGGGCUGGGUAAAGUACGUGUAGUAAAAAUCAUGAGGUUUCAAAAAAAAUGAACCCAAAUAUCAGACGUUGACGUGCAUGCAAAUUUUACAAUGAUAGUGUGGUAAUGUACUUCUAAUAAAGUGACUCUUAAUUCCA
This is a messenger RNA of Pocillopora verrucosa, 2678 nucleotides long. RefSeq names its product U11/U12 small nuclear ribonucleoprotein 35 kDa protein. Gene Ontology annotation, molecular function: snRNA binding; mRNA binding. Gene Ontology annotation, cellular component: precatalytic spliceosome; U12-type spliceosomal complex. The record is from RefSeq and is a predicted model, not a curated record. Lineage: Eukaryota; Metazoa; Cnidaria; Anthozoa; Scleractinia; Pocilloporidae. Gene Ontology annotation, biological process: mRNA splicing, via spliceosome.